Messenger RNA from Paramecium octaurelia, 2668 nucleotides. NCBI's taxonomy places the organism in Eukaryota, Ciliophora, Oligohymenophorea, Peniculida, Parameciidae. The record is from the annotation of a GenBank genome assembly.
AUGGGAAACUUAGGGAUUAAACAAAAUAAAGAAUAAUUGUAACUCAAAAAUGAUUUGUAUGAGUUCUUAGCAUCUUUAAUCGAUUUAGAUGAAUAUAUUUUCACUUUCAUGUUGGAAAUGCUAAAAAAAGAAAAGCUUAAAAAUUCUCUAGAAUUUCUUUCAGAAAAGAAUAAUCAUUAGAAAGUUGAAUAAUAUGUAUUGCAAGUAUAAAAUCAUGAACAAAAUGAAGAUAUGAGGUUGGAAUGUAGAGAAAACUAAAUAAAGAAAAUUGCAAAUUUUCUUCACAAAGCCAAAGACCAUGAUUUUAAUAAAUACAAUUACUCCAUCAAAGAAUAUGAAUGCAUAAAAUAAGAUUUGAUCACAAAAAUAUCUUGUGAUACAAAGAUCAUAACAUUAUUACAAUUUUUAGUUCAUCUUACAGCCUUAGAUGACAGUUACAUUUAGUCCGGAUCAAAUUCCCUUCAUUUGUUAGUUUAAAUGAAAGUUGAUUUGAAGGACCAAAAUUUUGAAUAUAUUAAAAUUAGAAAUACUUCAUUGUUUGGAGGAAAUUUUGUAAAAUGUGAUUUAAGUGGAUCUGAAUUUAAUAAUGUCAUUAUUAGUGGAAUGAAUUUGAAUGGAGCAAAAUUAUUGAAUUGCAAAUGGAAGAAUCUAAGAAUAAAUGAGUUAAAGAAGAUAAGUGGUCAUGGUGGAAUCUGUAACGUUUGCUUUUCUCCAGAUAGUAAGUCAUUAGCUUCUUGUUGUGAUGAUAAUUCGAUUAGGUUGUCUGAUGUGAAAACAGGAAAUAUAAAGUCAAUAUUCAAAGGAAAAAGUUAGGAAAAUUCAGUAUGCUUCUCACCUAAUGGAACUAUAAUAGCUUCUUUCAGGUGCAUGUAUGUCUGUAUACGGAAUUGUAGAACAGGAAAAUAUAUUUCGAAAUUAAUUGGUCAUGUUGGUCCUGUGUUUUCACUUUGUUUCUCUCUUGAUGGCACAAAAUUAGCAUCUGGUAGUGAAGAUAAGUCUAUCCGAAUAUGGGAUGUUAAAACAGGAUCACAAAAUGCAAAAUUUGAUUGUCCUUAUGUUAUCUCUCUAUGUUUCUCUCCUGAUGGUGCUACAUUAGCAUCUGGUGGUGGAGAUAAGUCCAUUCGUUUAUGGGAAGUUAAGACAGGUUAAUAGAUUUUCAAAUUGGAGAGUAAUUUUUUUAAUUCAGUCUGUUUUUCUCCUGAUGGUACAACAUUAGCAUUUGGUAGUUUGGAUAACUCUAUUCGUUUAUGGGAUGUGAACAAAAGAAAAUACAAAGCAAAAUUUGAUGGUCAUACUCAUUUAGUUCGAUCAGUUUGUUUCUCUCCAGAUGGUACUAAAUUAGCAUCUGGUAGUGAUUACCAUCCCAUCUGUUUAUGGGAUGUUGAGACAAGAUAAUUAAAAGGAUAAUUCUAUGGUCAUUAAUAUUAAGUUCGAUCAGUCUCUUUCUCUCCUGACGGUAAUUCUAUAGCAUCUGGUAGUAGUGAUAAAUCUAUACGUUUAUGGGAUUAUAAUUCGGAAUAAUACAAAGCCAAAAUCGAUGGUCAUACUCAUUAUGUUCUAACCGUCUGUAUCUCUCCUGAUUGUACUAUAUUAGCAUCUGGUAGUUCAGAUAAAUCUAUCCGCUUAUGGGAUGUUAAGACAGGAUAAUAAAAAGCCAAACUAGAUGGUCACACUGGUCAUGUUAUGUCAGUCAAUUUCUCUUCUGAUGGUAUUACAUUAGCAUCUGGUAGUAAUGAUAACUCAAUAUGUUUAUGGGAUGUUAAAACAAAAUAAUCAAAAGCCAAAUUAAAUGGUCAUACUAAUUAUGUUCGAGCAGUGUGUUUCUCGACUGAUAGUAAGACAUUAGCAUCCUGUAGCGAUGAUUGCUCCAUCCGCUUAUGGGAUGUUAAGACAGGGUAAUAAUAAACAAAAUUAGAAAGCCAUAGAAGCAUUGCUUAUUCUGUAUGUUUCUCUCCUGAUAAUACAAAAUUGGCUUUUGGUAGUUCUGAUAAUUCUGUUUAUUUAUGGGAUGUGAAGACAGGAUAAUAAAUUUUCAAAUUAGAUGGUCAUACUUAUUAUGUGCUAUCAGUCUGCUUCUCCUCUGAUGGUACUACAUUAGCAUCUGGAAGUGAUGAUCAGUCUAUCCGUUUAUGGGAUACUUAGACAGGAUAACAAAAGGCCAAAUUUGAUGGUCAUGGACAUUUUGUUCGUUCAGUUUGCUUCUCUCCUGAUGGUACUACAUUAGCAUCUGGUAGUUAUGAUGAGUCUAUCCGUCUAUGGGAUAUUAAGACAGGAUAUUAAAAAGUCAAAUUAAAGGGUCAUACUGAUUAUGUGAGUUAGGUUUGUUUUUCUCUUGAUGGUACUACAUUAGCAUCUUGUAGUUAUGACAGCUCCAUUCAUUUAUGGAACAUAUAAACUGAUGAUAGUUACAAGGAAACUAUUUCAAAUUUUAAGCCCUCUAUCUUUACUGAAAACAUGCUUCCUGUAUGUAGUAAUUAUAUUUCGUUAGUAUUUAGAUAACUCCUAUUUUACCAAACUGCGAAUUUCUUAAAAUCCUAUUUUAGAAGCCUAAGGAGCUUUAUUUUUUAAAGGAGAAUUUCUAAAUUAUUAAGGUGUAGAUUUACGAUAUUUAUUCAAAUCUAAAGGCAGUUUGAUGUUAGAAUGCAAAAAAGUAUAGAAAUAAUGUUGA